This is a messenger RNA of Dendronephthya gigantea, 1073 nucleotides long. Its product is annotated as 17-beta-hydroxysteroid dehydrogenase 14-like. Gene Ontology annotation, molecular function: estradiol 17-beta-dehydrogenase [NAD(P)+] activity. The transcript is spliced from 9 exons. Gene Ontology annotation, biological process: steroid catabolic process. The record is from RefSeq and is a predicted model, not a curated record. Bases 129 to 920 code for a protein of 263 amino acids. Lineage: Eukaryota; Metazoa; Cnidaria; Anthozoa; Malacalcyonacea; Nephtheidae. Gene Ontology annotation, cellular component: cytosol.
CUCCACUGAUCUCUUAUUAGUCUUAUUAAUAAUUCCUAAAUAUUAUUUUAAAUCAGAUCAAUGUUUUAAAUAGCUCAGCGACAGUGUUCAGACGCCUUUGACAAAGCGAAAGCACGAAGUUCUGGAAGAUGGAGUCACGUUUAAGAUAUAAAGACAAAAUUGUCAUAGUUACUGGAGGUUCAAAGGGAAUUGGAGAAGGAAUUGUCCGUGAAUUUGUCAAAGAGGGUUCUAAAGUCGUAUUCUGCGCACGCGGAGAGGCAAUGGGCAAAAAACUGGAACAGGAAUUAAAUGAAAAAGGUCCUGGACUGUCAUGUUUCAUUCCGUGUGAUAUAAGAAAAGAAGAAGAUUUAAAGAAUCUGGUGGACAAAACUAUUGCGAACUAUGGACAAAUUGACUGCAUAGUAAACAAUGCUGGCUGGCACCCGCCAUCGACACCUAUUGACGACACAACCACCGAGGCCUUCAAGUCUUUGUUAGAAUUCAAUUUAGUUAGCUAUUUUUUACUUUGCAAGUUUUCCCUCCCCUACCUGCGUCAAACUAAAGGAAACAUUAUCAACAUAUCGAGUUUAGUGUCGAUGAUUGGCCAGGCAGGAGCUGUGGCGUAUUGUGCAACAAAGGGUGGUAUAGCGUCGAUGACGCGUGCACUUGCGGUUGAAGAAGCAAAGCAUGGUGUCAGAGUUAACUGUGUAUCACCGGGCAAUAUCUGGACUCCAUUGUGGGAUGAGUUUGCCUCUGGGGAAGUUGACAAAGAAAGUGCUAUAAAAGCUGGAGAAAAGGCGCAGUUGUUAGGCAAAAUGGGAACGAUCGACGAAAUUGGAAAGUGCUGUGUUUAUGUUGCCGCAGAAGGCAGCUUUCUUACAGGCAUCGACCUUCCAUUUUCUGGUGGCGCUGAGCUGGGCUAUGGACAAAAAUCGCAGUAGAUAACUUAUUUUUCUAUUUUUAAAAUCUUCUAAUUUUUUUAAAAUUAUUUUUGGGCAGUACUAUAUUAAUAUCGAAUAAUGAAAAUAGCGGAAUAUUGUAAUUAAGUAAUACGUAAAUUGAUGUAAUAUAGGGUCAAUAUUUUAAUAAUAAAA